Molecule: messenger RNA, 378 nt
Organism: Eublepharis macularius
Lineage: Eukaryota; Metazoa; Chordata; Lepidosauria; Squamata; Eublepharidae
Gene: RPL38
Product: ribosomal protein L38
Exons: 5
Coding region: 105-317 (70 amino acids)
Biological process (GO): translation; protein-RNA complex assembly
Cellular component (GO): cytosolic large ribosomal subunit; ribosome
Molecular function (GO): structural constituent of ribosome
Source: RefSeq, a predicted model, not a curated record
GCCGGAUUUAAUUACCCGGAUGCGGAAGUGCUCGCUCUCUUCUGUUUCAGGGCCUUCGGCCGUUGAGAUUCGGACCUUGGCCGCAGUCGCUAGAAGCCGUCGCCAUGCCUCGCAAAAUUGAAGAGAUCAAAGACUUCCUGUUGACAGCAAGGAGGAAAGAUGCAAAAUCUGUCAAGAUUAAAAAAAACAAGGAUAACGUGAAGUUCAAGGUGCGAUGCAGCCGGUAUCUGUAUACGCUCGUCAUCACAGACAAGGAAAAGGCUGAAAAAUUGAAGCAGUCUCUACCACCAGGUUUGGCUGUGAAGGAGCUGAAGUGAACCCCAGUCAUGCCCGCAGCUUAGACCAUGGGUUGUAAUAAAGGAAUUAAUUGUUUUUCUA